Messenger RNA from Clonostachys solani, 993 nucleotides. The record is from the annotation of a GenBank genome assembly. Lineage: Eukaryota; Fungi; Ascomycota; Sordariomycetes; Hypocreales; Bionectriaceae.
AUGCCUCCAUACAUUGAUUUCAAUGCCAUGGAUGGUUCUGCUGUCGGCCAAGUAUCCAACGGGAUCAUGUCAACAACUGAUUUUGCCGACCUUUCCGUCCCGUUCGACCUGUUUUCUGUGCUCAUGGAUACCGAAUUCGAUUUCGAUGACACUUUCCAGAGCUUGAAUUCCGACAUGCACAUAGCGGCGACUGUUUUGGAUGACGCAUCUCAGGCACGCCGGCCGUCUAUUCUCCAUGAAAGCCAUCCCAACCAAUCACCCGUACCUGCAGCUACAGCCGGACCUCAACGUAAGAACUCCCAUGCCCCGACCGAAGGGUAUGAAGCUUUCAAGCGAUCACCGUGGCUUUGGACGCCUGCCAAUCAGGACCAUGCAUAUGCUGAGAGCACCCAGCUAUCACUGGACGAGGCGCAGGUCACGCAGUCGUCCAAUUUCACGUACUCGAAACAGGCAUCCUUCCAAGCAUCUGUGCUGACCGAACAUGGCGCUCGGGAUGAUAUGCUCUCAAUGGUUCUCAAGUUUUCCACCUCCAACUUCAAGACCAGAUCUUUUCCAUCGCUUAACCUCCUCAACACCCUGAUGCAGGCCUUCUUCGUGCGACAGAAUGACUGCAUUGAUUCUUGGAUCCACGUCGGCACAUUCAAUCCCAACACAUGCAAGAGCGAGCAGCUAGCUGGCAUCGUGGCAACCGGCUCCGCCUUGUUUGCUGUCUCGAAUGUGUGGAAGAUGGGAUUGGCGUUGCAGGAGAUCGUGAGGCUCGCUGUUUGUAGCUCCGUGGACAGUGACAACCGCAAUAUUCGCAACCUUCAGACAAAUCAGACCUUUCUGCUUUGGAUCGAUCUCGGCUUGUGGAGCGGUUUCCGGCGUAAGAUGGAGAUUGGCGAGGGGUUCGCCCACAAUCUCCCUACAUUGCACGUCGAAGAUGCUGCGCAGAGCUGGCGCUUUCAGGUCGAGCUUCUAUACGCCUACGAUUGCUCCUUCAAUGCAAGAUGA